UAGCAAUAUCCAAAAACAAAACACCAAUCAAAACUAACAAGUGCAAAAUCCCCCAAACUAGUUAUCAAACACCGGAAAUUCCAAGCAUUGAACAUAUUCAUAAAUCUCCAUACUUCCUAAAGAAAAGCCAAAAAGUGCAAGAAGAUAUAUAUUACUCCAAAAAAAAAGAUAAGCAAAGGAACACGCAGUCUUCCCUAUCCAAAAAUAUCACCGACGUUGAAAGGCGCGCCAAAAUAAGUAAACUACCAACUCCCUAUCCAAUUGCCCAUAUCCACGUGUUCCCUGCCCCUGACGGCGACACCAGAUCGCUUUCCACUUCCGUGUAGACUUCCAUUCCAUUCCACUUUUCUCUUCUCUUCAUCAUUUCCAAUUUUUCUCUCAAAGAUUCAAUUUUUACCAUCAAAAUUUCCCAUUCCCUUCUUCCGAAUCAUUAAAAAUGGCAAAAAGGGCCGAUCAUGAUCAUGGAAAACAGCAAGAAGAAGAAUCACCCAUCAUUCCUGCUACGACUCUCCGGCGAAUUGAACGGCUGUCUUUUCAUCUCAGCCCAUUAGGCCCAGUUUCCAACCGGGCCGACCCGGGAUCGGAAAUUCAGCUGCUGAAUUGCGCCGGGAAGGCGAAGAAAAUCGCAGUUAAUAAGGACGAGUUGUCGAGGAUAAUGAGAGGGAGGCACAGGGAUGUACAGCAGAAAGUGUUUGAUUAUUUCAAGUCAAGGCCGGAACUUCAAACCCCGAUUGAGAUUUCGAAAGAUGAGCAUAGGGAGCUGUGUUAUAGGCAGCUUGUUGGGCUUGUUAGAGAGGCUAAUAUAAGACCCUUUAAAUACGUGGUUGAAGAUCCGUCUAAGUAUUUUGCUAUUGCGGAGGCCGUUGGCAGUGUUGAUAUGUCCCUUGGCAUCAAGAUGGGGGUACAGUACAGUCUCUGGGGUGGGUCUGUGCUCAACUUGGGAACCAAAAAGCAUUGGGAUAAGUACUUCGAUCGUAUAGACAACAUGGAGUACACGGGGUGUUUUGCUAUGACGGAGCUCCAUCAUGGCUCAAAUGUCCAGGGCAUUCAGACAGUUGCUACAUUUGAUCCGGUGACAGAUGAAUUUGUUAUUGACACACCAAAUGAUGGUGCGAUAAAGUGGUGGAUUGGGAAUGCUGCAGUCCAUGGGAAAUUUGCCUCAGUGUUUGCAAAGCUAAUGUUGCCAACUCAUGAUGCAAAAGGUGUUUCUGAUAUGGGAGUCCAUGCGUUCAUCGUUCCAAUAAGAGAUCUAAUGACCCACGAAACACUACCUGGGGUUGAGAUAAAUGAUUGUGGCCAUAAAGUUGGCCUAAAUGGAGUAGACAAUGGAGCUCUUAGAUUCCGUUCAGUGAGGAUUCCCCGGGAAAAUCUUCUUAAUCGCUUUGGGGAUGUUUCAAGAGAUGGAAAGUACACAAGUAGCCUGCCUACUAUCAGUAAAAGGUUUGGAGCCACCUUAGGUGAACUUGUGGGUGGAAGAGUUGGCCUUGCAUAUUCUUCCAAUGGAGUUCUCAAGAUUGCUACUACAAUUGCUAUAAGAUAUUCUUUACUGCGUCAGCAGUUCGGUCCCCCUAAGCAGCCUGAGAUAAGCAUCAUCGAUUACCAGUCUCAUCAACACAAGCUUAUGCCAAUGUUAGCUUCGACUUAUGCGUUUCAUUUUGCCACACUUCAUUUGGUAGAUAAGUAUGCUGAGAUGAAGAAAACACAUGAUGAAGAUUUGGUCGGGGAUGUGCAUGCUCUAUCAGCAGGACUCAAGGCCUAUGUUACCUCUUAUACCGCAAAGUCAUUAAGCAUAUGUAGAGAAUCUUGUGGGGGCCAUGGUUAUGCUGCUGUCAAUCGGUUUGGUAGUUUAAGGAAUGAUCAUGACAUAUUUCAGACCUUUGAAGGGGAUAAUACAGUGCUACUUCAGCAGGUAGCGAUUGAUCUAUUGAAGCAGUAUAAGGAAAAGUUUCAAGGUGGAUCACUUGCUGUUACAUGGAAUUACUUGAAAGAAUCCAUGAACACAUAUCUUGCUCAACCUAAUCCAGUAACAUCCAGGUGGGAAGGUGAAGACCACCUGAGAGAUCCAAACUUCCAGUUGGAUGCAUUUAGGUAUCGUACAUCUCGCUUGUUACAAAGUGUUGCUGCCCGGCUUCAGAAGCACUCUAAAAAUCUAGGUGGUUUUGGAGCUUGGAAUAGAUGCUUGAAUCACCUUUUAACUCUUGCCGAAUCUCAUAUUGAAUCUGUCAUUCUAGAAAGAUUCAUUGAAGCUGUAAAAAGCUGUCCAGAUGAAGGUUCUCGAAAUGCUCUGAAGCUUGUCUGUGAUCUUUAUGCUUUGGAUAGAAUCUGGAAUGAUAUAGGAACUUACCGCAAUGUGGACUAUGUGGCACCGAACAAAGCUAAGGUAUUCUCCGCGUUUAAGCACUGCUAUCUCGAACAACUUGAUUUUUCUAAUCAAACAGCUUGUACUUCUGUGAUGUCCCUCUUGUUGAGUAGUUACAAUCGGCUUGUAUUGCAGUUUCUGUGUUCAGAUUUUCAUUGUGUAAGCUCCACAUUUUCUGAUGAUGUUAAAUUUAUUUACACUGUUCAGGCCAUUCACAAGUUGACAGUAUACUUGAGUUUUCAAGUUCGGAAUAUUGCAAAGGAACUUGUCGAUGCAUUUGAUCUUCCAGAUUUUGUUAUUCGUGCUCCCAUUGGACUGCAAACUGCAGAUGAAGCUUAUUCGCAGUACACACAGCUUGUUGGUUUCUAGCCUUGAAGGCACUUCAUAUUCAUCCUUCCCUGUGUUUUAUUCUGGGCUGGAGUGAAAGAAGCAGAUUUCCUUAUUGUCGCUUUCAUUUUGAAGAACAUCAAUGAAUAGCUAAUGUUGCUUGCAUUCACACUCCUCUGUAUGUAGUGAUUGCCGCUGAUUCUUGAUGGUUAAUCAUUCUUUACACCUUGAAACAUGAAAGAUUUGUCUAAACAGUCAGGAACCUGACCCGCUGUAAAAAUAAACAAAGUUAUUACAUCAGUAACUUCAUACAGAUUGCUGUCUCUAAUCAUUUAUCGUUUACUGCCAUUCUAGUGUUUGCUUAGACAUAUCAUUCAAAAUGGUUCCCUGACUCGACUUCGCAUUUUGAUCCCGACUUAAUUUGUAUGAAUUGUGUCCCGGUGUGCAAUGGCACUAUUGU
Molecule: messenger RNA, 3146 nt
Organism: Oldenlandia corymbosa var. corymbosa
Lineage: Eukaryota; Viridiplantae; Streptophyta; Magnoliopsida; Gentianales; Rubiaceae
Source: the annotation of a GenBank genome assembly